AUGAAGUUUAUCAUCGUAUUUGUUUUGAUAAUUCAUACUCUUUCCAUGAUUGUUGCACAUGGGAAGAAGGUAAAUAUUGAUCACAAGAAAACAAUUGUAAAGAGUGGUUGUGAUUUGUUUAAAGGAAGAUGGGUUUAUGAUGAAUCAUACCCUUUAUAUGAAACUUCACAGUGCCCUUUUAUUGAGAAAGAAUUUGAUUGCCAGAAAAAUGGUAGACCAGAUCAAUUCUAUCUCAAGUAUAGAUGGCAGCCCACAGGAUGUAACUUGCCUAGAUUCAAUGGUGAAGAUUUCUUAAGAAGAUAUAAAGGGAAGAGUGUUUUGUUUGUAGGGGACUCUUUGAGUUUGAAUCAAUGGCAAUCACUCACUUGCAUGCUUCACAUAACUGUCCCACAAGCCCACUAUACUUUAGUGAGAAUUGGUGACCUCUCCCUUUUCACCUUCACGAGCUAUAAUAUUAAAGUGAUGUUCUCGCGCAAUGCAUUUUUGGUGGAUAUUUUUAGUGAAAAUAUUGGUAGAGUUUUGAAACUAGAUUCUAUUGAAGCUGCCAAAACAUGGAAAGGAAUUAAUGUCUUGAUUUUUGACUCUUGGCAUUGGUGGCUUCAUACUGGAAGAAAACAACCAUGGGAUUUUAUUCAAGAAGGGAAUAAUAGAUUUAGAGAUAUGGAUCGAUUGGUUGCAUAUGAGAAAGGAUUGAAAACAUGGGCCAAUUGGAUUGAUACUAAUAUUGACAUUAACAAAACAAGAGUGUUCUUCCAAGGAGUCUCUCCGGAUCAUAUUAACUCAGAGCAAUGGGGAACACCAAGAGAAAGUACAAAAUUUUGUGAAGGAGAAGAAAAACCAUUAUUAGGAACCAAGUAUCCAGGAGGUCCACACCCAGCAGAAUUGGUUUUAGAGAGAGUUCUAAGUGGCAUGAAAAAGCCUAUAAAGUUGCUUGAUAUUACAACUUUAUCACAGCUUAGAAAAGAUGGUCACCCUUCAGUUUAUGGACAUGGAGGACAUAGGGACAUGGAUUGCAGCCAUUGGUGCUUAGCUGGUGUUCCUGAUACUUGGAAUCAACUUUUAUAUGCAUCUCUAAUUCAAAAUUGA
Vicia faba (fava bean) is the source of this 1086-nucleotide messenger RNA. The record is from the annotation of a GenBank genome assembly. Lineage: Eukaryota; Viridiplantae; Streptophyta; Magnoliopsida; Fabales; Fabaceae.